GGGGUGCCGGAAAAGUAAAAGAAAAGCAUACACUGCUUUCUCCAGGAUCAGUUUCUUCGGACAGGCCUAAGGCCAAUGAGGCCGAGCAAUCAUUGAAAGGUUGACAAACGUAUAUAUAUAGAUUUCCGAUUGGGUUCGCUUUGUUAUUCGUUAGUCGCAGGCCCGGUUAAUUUUAAAGGUAUCACCAGGAGCUGUGCAGUGCCUUUGGGUGUGGUACAUAUAAGAUUGGAGAAAUUCUAGGUGAUACAGUACACCAAAAACAACACCCAAGUGUUCCAAUGUCUAUCAAAUUACCACUUAGCAAGGCGUCCUUCACCCUUGAUACCUCUGGUGUCAUGGGAUUCUUCGGCGGAGAAGAAGCAAUCUCUGCGAUGUCCACUGUCCAUCUCUACCAGGGCAGGCAUUUACUCGGAUGGUACAACUCUCCUGGAAGCUAUACUGUCGCCAAGAAAUUUGGCCAGUUGGCGAAAUCUCGACUCUGGGACGGCAUCUUUCCAGGACCGAAUCCAACGCCUGAAGAAAUGUUUGGCCUGGAUGGGAAGGAUGGACCUCGCUUUAUCGGGGCAUUCUCGGGCACAGAUAUGACGACCACAGGACACCUCGCAUACCUCAUAGCCCAAAAGGCAAAAGAGACCAAGGCAAAGACCGAUUCCGGAGGAAGAAUCACUAUACCGGGGUCGGUGAGCAUCAUAGACGUUGACAACGCGGAAUGGCAGCAGGGAGGCAACGUACCAAGGAUGAAAGGUUUUCAUGCCCUGUUUGCUGCCAUACCCAUCACCAGCAGUCUGGCAGCGUGCCUCGCUUGUGCAUAUGUUCUUGAUUGGCUCGCAUUCGGGCUGAUCAUUCUAGGCAUGGUCUCGAGUGGCCUGUCUUGCCUUGUCAUCGGUUCAGGGAGGCUGCAUUUCAAGCCUGUCAAACCUUCGUCAUAUGCACCGCGGGGAGAUGGAUUUCUUAUGAUGCGCAAUGAUAUUGUCAUUUUGAAGGGCGCAGAGAAACAGGUGGCGUCGAUAACCAAGGGCAAACUCGUGCUGGACAUGGGUAAUCAUCAUGGCGAAGAGUUCAACGCCGUCGGGAUCUGCUCCCUGCUACUCCUGUCACAGUUUCUUAUUCAACUUCUCCUCGUUCCUCGAGCAACACUAUUCGGCCAGAUUAUGUUCCUGUCGUCGCUUGCAGUGUCUUGGGCGUACAAUUCGUUUCUGUCGUCACUGGAGAAAGAGAAGAUUCAGACCGAUAUACUGUGGAAAUCACUAGAUGAACCACCAAUCACGAAAUUUGUGCUCCCCAACAGGACAUCGGAAGCGGCGUGCGCAUGCUUCAUCUUGCACGCAGGCGUCGACAAGUCGAGGAAAUCAUCCACAGAUUUCAAGCCGAAGAAAAUUCUGGAGUGCAUGAUCCCCAAUGAUACAAGAGUUUGGGAGGCAUGGAGGAAACAUGUGGCGGAGCAGGUGUUGGGUGAACAGAAAAUCAAACAUUUUAGUCCGAUUGGAGAGCUCGUAGCGGACUUGGACGCUGAAGAACAGAAGCUCCUGGGGCAAUUACUGGCAGACGCCGAGUACGGUUAUGAAUGUUACCAAAAAUAUUACGUAGGGAUCAGUGGCUUGAUACCCUAGUCUAGAGAAAACGUAGUACGAGAAGGAGUGCUUGGAGGCCAUCGACAGAAAGGGUGUCAUUUGCUGAAUCACACCAUCAUGAUUUGGCUUUCGUCUACUCCGGUGCCCGACCGAUGCGGAUAGAAAAUGGCGGAUCCUCUCAGUACUAGUGUUAGAUCCGCGGCCUGCCAACGCUGCACAUGAGGGAUUUCAAACACCUUCAGCGGCGCUCGUGGUAGUCCAG
Molecule: messenger RNA, 1833 nt
Organism: Suillus discolor
Lineage: Eukaryota; Fungi; Basidiomycota; Agaricomycetes; Boletales; Suillaceae
Exons: 2
Coding region: 279-1610 (443 amino acids)
Source: RefSeq, a predicted model, not a curated record